Messenger RNA from Hyla sarda, 3682 nucleotides. It is a transcript of the gene JAKMIP2, whose product is annotated as janus kinase and microtubule interacting protein 2. Gene Ontology annotation, molecular function: microtubule binding; kinase binding. The transcript has 23 exons. The coding region runs from base 761 to 3223 and encodes 820 amino acids. NCBI's taxonomy places the organism in Eukaryota, Metazoa, Chordata, Amphibia, Anura, Hylidae. The record is from RefSeq and is a predicted model, not a curated record.
CGGACCCUCAUACAGGCCUGUAGAAGGAGAAAAAAGGGGUCGGAAUAGGCCAAAAUUUCCCCCACAUAUGUGUAUCCUGUAAUGUCACGCAUUUAUAAUUAAUUAUUCAAAAUUGCAUGGGCGGUAUAUUUUGGCAUGAAAGGUGGCAACCCUAGUUUGUUGCGUAGCAGUGGUCACCUGAAGGUCACUUUCUUUAUUUUACCGACCCUGAUUUGGGGAUUUUCUUAGGUGACCAAUUAUAAUGCAGCAGGCACAGGUAAUGUGCGGUUAUUGGAGAGCUCCGAUCACAACGUGCAUUUUAUGCUGUGAAUGAGACUCACAACACCUACACAGCAGCAAUCGUCCAUUGUAAUAGCAGCCUAGUUUCCAUAGGAACUGAAGGAGGGAGAUUGCAGUUCCAGGCUCCAUGAGCUCAUUCUCUGUCUGCCUCCCUAGAAGAAGGAGGGAGGGGCGGCUGCCUACCCAUCCAGCCAUCCUCAGCAUCAUCACAGCCCCAGCUGCUGAUGUGUGGCUUAUACAGUCAGCUGCAGGAGCAAAAUGGAUUCAGGAUUGAGACAGCUCAGCUUUCCUCUGUGCCAGACCUCAACAUGAUAAGGACUGGAGAGCUGGUGACAAUGGAUGUAGAUGGUUGAAGUCAAAGGGGCUUCCACAAAAGAAGAAUAUUUUACUUCCUGGAAUCCUAACAAACCAGGAGCUCCAACAUCCAUUGGGGAUGGCUAACUAAGAAAAGUGAAGUCAAAGACAAUAACUGUAAGACAUAAUGUCGAAAAAGGGGCGAAACAAGGGCGAAAAGCCAGAAGCCCUCAUACUUGCUCUACAAGCUGCAAAUGAAGACCUCAGGACUAAAUUAACAGAUAUUCAAAUUGAGCUUCAUCAGGAAAAGUCAAAGGUUACAAGACUUGAGAGAGAGAAGACCCAGGAAAGCAAGAGGAUAAAGGAGCAAGAGCAGCACAGACACACGGCUACUGUUUCAGAGCUCAAGGCCAAGCUGCACGAGGACAAGAUGAAGGAGCUUCAGGCAGUAAGGGAGAACCUGAUCAAACAGCACGAGCAGGAGAUGUCUCGGAUGGUUAAACUAAAAGAGGCAGAGAUCCUGAGGUUAAAGUCUGCUGUGAAUGCUCUCCGAGAUGGCAGCAGCGACAAAGUAAGGACAGCUCUGACCACUGAGGCGCGUGAGGAGGCAAGGAAAGUGUUUGACUCUGAGCGCCUUAAGCUCUUACAGGAGAUCACAGAACUAAAGUCUGCUAAGAAACAGGUGGAUGAGGCUCUCAACAAUAUCAUACAAGCUGACAAAAUAAAAGCUGGAGAUCUGAGGAGUGAGCAUCAGUCCCACCAGGAGACGAUUGCAAAAUUUAAAUGGGAAAGUGAGCGGGACAUCCGUAGACUGAUGGAUGAAAUUAAGGCAAAAGACAGGAUAAUAUUCUCCCUAGAAAAAGAAUUGGAGACACAAACCAGUUCUCUCCAGAAACUCCAGUUGCAGAAAGAAGCUUUGGAUGAACAAUUAUUCCUGGUGAAGGAAGCGGAGUGUAAUGUAGGAAGUCCAAAACGUGAAAUCCCAGGAAGGGCAGGAGAUGGAUCAGAACACUGUGGAAGUCCGGAUUUGCGAAGGAAUCAGAAAAGAAUAGCUGAGUUAAAUGCUACAAUCCGUAAACUGGAAGAUAGAAAUACAUUGCUUGUGGAUGAAAGAAAUGAACUGUUACGGAGAGUCCGAGAAGCAGAAAAACAAUGCAAACCUCUCCUGGAAAAGAACAAGUGCCUCACUAAAAGAAAUGAUGAAUUAAUGCAGUCCCUGCAACGCAUGGAAGAGAAGCUGAAAGCCCUUUCUAAGGAGAAUGCAGAGAUGCGAGAGAAAAUCAUAUCUCACCCACCGUUGAAGAAGUUGAGAUCCCUAAAUGAUCUUGACCAGGCUGGGGAGGAACAAGAGAUUGAAUUCCUGAAGUUACAAGUGGUAGAACAACAAAACAUCAUUGAUGAUUUAACACGGGAUAGAGAAAAACUUAUUCGACGAAAAAAGCAUAAAAGAAGUUCUAAGCCUAUUAAGAGACACCUAGUGGACACUGUAUUUGGAUAUGAUGAUGACUCCAUGGAUUCUGAAACAUCAUCGGUAGCUUCUUAUCGAACCGACAGGACGCCAGCCACACCGGAUGAUGAUUUGGAUGACAGUUUAGCAGCCGAAGAGUCUGAGCUAAGGUUUCGCCAGUUGACAAAAGAGUACCAGGCCCUGCAAAGAGCCUAUGCUUUGCUUCAAGAGCAUACCGGCAGUAUGAUAGAUGCCGAGAAAGAGGCACAGAUUCAGGAACAAAUGCAAACAGAUGCCCUACAUUAUAAAGCCAAAAUCGAAGAUCUUGAAAAAGCAUUGGCUGAAAGGGGACAGGAUUCCCAUUGGGUGGAAGAAAAACAGCUUUUCAUGAAAAGAAACCAGGAAUUAAUAGAAAAGAUUGAGAAACUGGAAUCUGAAAAUAAUCGUGUACAACAAGAACUGCAAGAUGCUAGAGACCAGAAUGAGUUGUUGGAAUUCCGUAAUCUGGAGUUAGAAGAACGGGAACGAAGGUCUCCUCCUUUCAAUUUACAGAUUCAUCCAUUUUCUGAUGGUGUCAGCGCCCUACAGAUUUACUGCAUGAAGGAAGGUGUUAAGGAUGUCAACAUACCGGAUCUCAUCAAACAGCUGGAUAUUCUGGGAGACAAUGGGAAUCUAAGGAAUGAGGAACAAGUUGCCAUAAUUCAGGCAAGCACUGUGCUCUCAUUGGCUGAGAAGUGGAUACAACAGAUUGAAGGAGCUGAAGCCGCACUUCAUCGGAAGAUGAUGGAGUUGGAGAGUGACAUGGAGCAGUUCUGUAAACUAAAGGGGUACUUAGAAGAAGAACUGGAUUAUAGGAAGCAAGCACUGGACCAGGCAUACAUGCGAAUCCAAGAAUUGGAGGCCACCCUGUAUAACGCAUUGCAGCAGGAAUCCGUCAUUAAAUUUGGAGAGUUACUCAAUGAUAAGCAACAAGAUGAACUCAGAAUGGCUGUGGAAAAACUGAGGCGACAAAUGCUACGAAAAAGCAGGGAAUUCGACUGUCAAAUUCUGCAAGAGAGAAUGGAGCUUCUCCAACAAGCUCACCAGAGAAUACGAGACCUAGAGGUUAAAACAGAUAUUCAGAAGAGACAGAUUAAAGACUUAGAGGAAAAGUUCCUUUUUCUAUUCUUGUUCUUUUCUCUCGCCUUCAUUCUUUGGCCUUGACAUUAAUGUUACCUCUUGAUCAGAGUUCUAGGAAAUAUGGAUAAGCCCUUGCAAAUAGAUCAAUGCUUCCAUAUUUGUGGAGAGGAGAACGCUGUUUACACCUGCACUGCAGCGACAGACACAAGGCCUUAGAAUUCCAAGCCAUUGCUCCUUAUCUGCUAUGUUAUGUUGCAGUGUGACUGGCCUGAAGUCACAGUAUACAUGCUGCACUCAGUGGAAAUGUAAGCGCUUAUUCUACAAGGAACAACAAACAGGUCAAUAGAAGAAUGCAUCUUGGGCAUAGAACCAAAGCUAAGAAACAAUCUACUCCCUGCUGUGCAGGGGAACAAUAUUAAUGUAACACCAUAUACCCAAUGAAGGAAUUAGGAAAAAAAUAUUAGCUGCAAAUGGACAAAGCCGGAGACGUACCUCCCCCCCAUCCCACCCAGGUUAUUUACAAUAAAAUAUUCAUUGAAUACA